Knipowitschia caucasica is the source of this 288-nucleotide messenger RNA. The record is from the annotation of a GenBank genome assembly. Lineage: Eukaryota; Metazoa; Chordata; Actinopteri; Gobiiformes; Gobiidae.
AUGUUCUUAGUAGUGGUGGUGGUGGGUGUCCCCCACCCGCCCCUCAUAGGAAACUCCAGUGAGGGGUGUUCACCAUAUGCUCUGAGGGACCGGGCUGGCAGGAUAAAAUUCAGUCCCAGCCUCCUCCUCCUCCUCUCCAGAGAGGAGGUCACAUGCUGCAGACCUGCUCCGUGCCAUCUGGCUGACUUCCUGUCAUCCUUACCCCAAGAGAGAGCCACUCUGCAGGCUAUUGGACCCAAGAACUACCCUCCUCCAACUUCUCCUCCUCUACGCCUCCAGCACACCUGA